Botrytis sinoallii is the source of this 2358-nucleotide messenger RNA. RefSeq lists its product as uncharacterized. Gene Ontology annotation, cellular component: endoplasmic reticulum. Bases 1 to 2358 code for a protein of 785 amino acids. NCBI's taxonomy places the organism in Eukaryota, Fungi, Ascomycota, Leotiomycetes, Helotiales, Sclerotiniaceae. The record is from RefSeq and is a predicted model, not a curated record. Gene Ontology annotation, molecular function: protein disulfide isomerase activity. The transcript is spliced from 3 exons.
AUGCGUUUUCUUUCGGUCUCGUUAUUAUCGACUGUCCUUGCUUCUGUAGUAUUGGCACAGACUGGAGAACAAUCAGUAGAGAAUUCCUCUCCCGAUUUACCUGGUGAAGAGGAAGCUGCUGAUGUACCACAACCAACAACAUUUAAUGGAGUUCAAGUCCCCCCUCUACCCGAUAUAGAUGGAGAACUAUUUAAUCAGACUGUCGCGGAAGGUUAUUGGUUUGUUAAGCAUCACUCACCUUAUUGCCCGCAUUGUAUACACAUUGCGCCAACAUGGCAAACUCUCUACGAAUUCUAUUAUACUUCGAAACCUGUCAAAUCGGGAGCUGACGAUACCGCAUCGACUUCAAUGAAUACUUUCACCGCCUAUUACAACUACCAUUUCGGUUCUCUUGAUUGUAUCGCGUUUGGAACUGCCUGUACAGACCAUGGCGUAACUUCUUUCCCAACAUUUAUUUUAUAUAAGGAUGGUGAAGAAGCCAAACGAUUUGUUGGACCUAAAGAUAUGGAAAAGUUGGGUGCUUUCAUCGAGGAUAAUUUAGAAUCUAUCAGACCAGGCUCUAGACCAAUUGGUGGACCAAAGUACCCAGAAGAACGUGCAACACAAAGUCCAGAUUAUCAGCCCGGAGCAGCUGCUUCAAAGGAGACGGAAAAGACAAACGAGAAGUCGACAGACAAAGAAUCCGAUAAGUCAUCUGAUAAAUCAUCCGAAAAGACAUCCGAAAAAUCUACAGAAAAGGCAUCCGAAGGAUCCGCGCAAAAGCCAGAGACAGGAGCUGAGAAAGUAGCAGAUAAGGUCGCAGACGCUGUUGCUCCAGUAAAGGAUGCCGUCAAGGAUACUGCCGAAAAUGUCAAGGACAGUGUUAAGGACGCCGUCAAGGAAACGAAACCUGAAGUUGCCAAAAUCACCACUAAGCCUGUCCUUAAAGCCACACCAAUUGAGAAUAAGCCUUCAAAACCUACUCAAACUGCGAACCCACUCGGUACAUCCGUAUCCCUUACAGCCGAGAGCUUUCAAAAUUUGGUUACUAUGUCACAGGAUCCUUGGUUUAUCAAGUUUUACGCCCCAUGGUGUCAUCAUUGUCAAGCUAUGGCUCCUAAUUGGGCUCAAUUGGCAAAGGAAAUGAAAGGGAAACUAAACAUCGGAGAAGUCAAUUGUGAAGCAGAGUCUAGAUUGUGCAAGGACGUCCACGUUCGAGGAUAUCCCACCAUUCAUUUCUUCCGCGGCGGAGAACGCGUCGAAUAUGAAGGACUUAGAGGAUUGGGUGAUUUUGUUACCUUUGCCAACAAGGCCGUUGAUAUCGGAGAUGGUGUUAAGGAUAUCGAUGCGGCUGAGUUCAAGGAAUUAGAGGAGAAAGAAGAUGUCAUCUUUGUUUACUUUUACGAUCAUGCUACUACAAGCGAAGAUUUCGCUGCAUUGGAAAGAUUGACUUUGAGUUUGAUCGGACACGCCAAACUUGUCAAAACCAACAGUGCUACUCUUGCUGAUCGAUACAAGAUUACAACUUGGCCUCGUUUAUUGGUAUCCCGAGAUGGUAGACCAACUUAUUACACAGCACUCGCACCUCAAGACAUGCGCGAUUUCAGAAAGGUUCUUCAUUGGAUGCAAUCAGUUUGGUUACCUGUCGUGCCAGAACUUACAGCUUCCAAUUCUCGCGAAAUUAUGGAUGGUAAAAUUGUUGUCCUUGCAAUUCUUUCUCGAGACCGCGAACACGAUUUUGAAAUGGCUAAGAAAGAAUUGAAGCAAGCUGCGUUGGAAUGGAUGGAUAAACAAAUUAUCAAUUAUCAACGUGAACGUCAAGAGUUGAGAGAUGCAAAGCAACUCAGAUUAGAAGAAGCAGAAGAUCGAAAUGAUCAAAGAGCUUUGAGAGCUGCUAAGAGUAUCAGAAUUAAUAUGGAUAAAUCUGAUCAAAAGGAGGUUGGAUUCGCUUGGGUUGAUGGAGUUUUCUGGGAAAGAUGGAUUAGAAGUACAUAUGGUAUUGAAGUUAAGAGUGACGGUGAAAAGGUCAUCAUUAAUGAUGAAGAUAAUCGACGCUACUGGGAUACAACAAUCACCGGGAACUAUAUCAUUCCUUCUCGUACUUCAAUUUUGGAAACCAUUCCUAAGGUUGUCGUGAACCCUCCAGUUAUUAAACCAAAGAGUACAGUGGGUUCAUUUGAAAAAGCAUUCUUCAAUGUUAGAGGUGCGAUUUCAGGACAUCCAUUCCUUAGUUUCGGGGUUGCACUAGGAAUGAUCCUAGGUGCCACGAUGUAUGGAAGAGGAAAGAUUGGUGCGAGAAGAGGUGGUUUCUUUGGAGUAGAUGAUGGUGGUAAGGAUGGUUUAUUGGGUGGUGUUAAUGGUGGUGGAAAAGUCGAUUAA